Molecule: messenger RNA, 3740 nt
Organism: Cuscuta campestris
Lineage: Eukaryota; Viridiplantae; Streptophyta; Magnoliopsida; Solanales; Convolvulaceae
Source: the annotation of a GenBank genome assembly
GAUAAUAAUUUAAAACAAGAAAUCAUAAAUCCUUCAUGGUCAAGGAGUUCUAUUUGAAUCAAGAGCAGAUUCUGCAUCAAAGACAUUUAGCAGCUGCUCCUUCUCAACGUUAUCGGAUCAAGCAUCCUCCAGCAGCUAUGAGUGUAGGGUCGCCCCUACCGCCAUCGCCUUCCGGUGGUGCCGGAGGCAGAUUGAGAAGCCACCAGCAAGACGCUGAAUUGCUCUUUCGCACGAAGCCUAUUGCCGAAAUUAGGAAUGUAGAGAUCGCCACGAGGAGGCAGAUCCAGGACAAGAGCGAAGAGCUCCGGCAGCUGGUCGGCAACCGCUACCGCGAUCUCAUCGAUUCCGCAGACUCGAUAGUGUUGAUGAAGGCCUCGUGUGAGUCCAUUUCCGCAAACAUCUCCGCAAUCUACCGAGGCAUUCUCCACUCGCUCUCCUCUGCUACGGCCUCCAACUCCCCAACAUCAAUUGAUCAUACAAAGGCUAGAAUUUAUGGCAUUGCCUGUCGAGUCAAAUACCUAGUGGACACGCCGGAAAACAUAUGGGGCUGCCUGGACGAAUCCAUGUUUCUUGAGUCAUCAGCUAGGUAUAUUCGGGCAAAGCUCGUUCACUAUAGCUUGACUUCCAACACAGAGAGCAAAAAUGUUCUUUCCAAUUUCCCUCUGCUCCAACACCAAUGGCAAAUGGUGGAGACUUUCAAGGCUCAGAUUUCACAGCGGAGUCGUGAUAGGUUAUUGGAUCUAACCAUUGAACUAGGCAUUGAUGCCUAUGGUGAUGCUCUAGCUGCUGUGGCUGUAAUAGACGACCUUGAUCCCAAGCAGGUUCUUACUUUAUUUCUUGAAAGGCGCAAAUUAUGUAUCUCUAAAAAGUUAGCUGGCUGUUGUUCAAAUGCAAAUGCCACCAGCUCUGAUGUGAUUUCUGUUUACUGCCAAGCUAUAAAGAUAAUUCAGGUUACUAUAGGACAAGUUGGGGAGCUGUUCUUGCAAGUGUUGAAUGAUUUACCUUUAUUUUAUAAAAUGAUACUAGGAUCACCUCCCGCUUCCCAGUUCUUUGGAGGAAUACCAAACCCUGAUGAGGAAGUGAGGUUAUGGAACUUAUGUAGGUCUGAGUUGGAGUUGAAGAUGGUACUAUUGGAUAGGAGUUAUAUUUCAACAGCAUGUUCUGACUGGCUUAGAAACUGUGGUAAAGAGAUCAUGAACAUGGUCAACAAUAGGUACUUGAUUAAUGUCAUACAUAAUGGACAGGAUCUUGCAGUGGCUGAAAAGUUGAUACGUGAGACUAUGGACAGUAAACUGGUUUUGGAAGGGAGUCUCGAGUGGCUUAAGAGUGUUUUUGGUUCUGAAAUUGAGCUUCCGUGGAAAAGAACACAUGAGCUUGUAUUGGGUGGUGAGUCAGAUCUUUGGGAUGAAAUAUUUGAAGAAGCUUUUGUACAGAGGAUGAAAUCAAUUAUUGACAAAGGAUUUGAUGACCUGAGUAAAAUUGUAAACGUAAUUGGUUCGAUUCGGUCUAUUGUGGGAACUCCUGCAGAGCAGAUCAAUUUCCAAGCAUACUUGAAUAGGUCUCCGAGUAGUGGAGGGGUCUGGUUCAUGGGUCCCAAUGUCAAAAGGGUCAGCUCCCUCAUGGUGUCUAAACCACAGCAGGCAGAUGAAGAUGGUUUUCAUAACACUCUCAAUGCUUACUUUGGAUCUGAAGUCAGCCGAAUCAGAGAUGCAGUCGACAGCUGCUGUGAAGCUGUACUUAAAGACCUCUUGACCUUCCUCGAUUCGCCAAAUGCAUCCUUGAGGCUGAAGGAACUUGCACCAUAUUUACAGAGUAAAUGCUAUGAAAGCAUUUCAAUGAUAUUAAUAGAGAUCAAGAAUGAAUUAGAUGUACUGAAUACUAAUUUGGACAAUAAACACUCCAAAGAUGAGUUGGUGCCCCCACCUGCGGUACUCGUUGAGAGAUCUUUAUUUAUUGGGCGCCUAUUGUUUGCAUUCCAGAAACAUUGUAAGCAUAUACCUUUAGUACUUGGAUCACCAAGAUCAUGGGCGAAUGACUCUGCAGUUGCUGCCUCCUUUAAGUCAUUGACUGUGAUACGGAGUUCAAUUGCCGCUCUUGAGUCCACUACUACCAAUCCUGGAUCCAGAAGACAUAGCUCAUUGGCAAAUUCUGCUUUGUUUGGAGCAGAUGACAGUUCAAGCCCACAACUUCAAGCAUUAAAUAAAACAACACACGACCUUUACAUCAAGGCUCAUAACAUGUGGGCUUUGUGGGUUUCUAGUGAACUUGCCAUUAUCUUAUCACAUAAUCUCAACCAGGAUGAUGCGCUGUCCACAAGUGCUCCCUUAAAGGGGUGGGAGGACACUAUUGUAAAGCAAGACCAGUCAGAAAUUAAGAUAUCCCUUCCUUCGAUGCCCUCUCUUUAUAUAACCUCAUUGUUGUUCCACGCAUGUGAAGAAAUUCAAAGAGUUGGUGGACAUGUUCUCGAUAAACUAAUUCUGCAAAAUUUUGCAUCAUCACUGUUAGAUAAGAUAAUUGAUAUUUAUGGAGACUUCCUUUCAAUUGAAGAAGCCGGUGGAUCUCGAGUCUCUGAUAAAGGAUCUUUGCAAGUUCUGUUGGAUUUGAGAAUUGUUGCUGAUAUUCUCUCUGGUGGUGAUCUUCUUACAAAUAAGGAAUCAGUUGAAGUUCCAAAGCCAAAGUUGUCGUAUAGGCGCAAGCAAGAUCAUUUACACACUGACUCAUUGUAUUGCGAGCGCAUAAAUGCUUUGAUUAAUGGCUUUUCAAAAAAGUUGGAUCGUAUUGACUGGCUCACAUAUGAGCCAUACCUUUGGGAAAAUGAGAGACAGUCAUACUUAAGGCAUGCUGUCCUCUUUGGGUUUUUUGUGCAACUUAAUCGGAUGUACACUGACACUGUACAAAAACUAUCAACUAAUUCUGAAUCAAAUAUUAUGCGUUGUUCUGUGGUGCCACGAUUUAAGUAUCUCCCUAUCAGUGCUCCAGCCCUCUCUUCAAAGGCAACAAGCAAGCCUCGUAUAUCAACAUCACUGGAUCAUGUUUCGCCUAGAAGUUCCUGGAAAAGUUACUCAAAUGAUGAGCUAUCUCAAAAAGUAGAUGGAGAUGAAAAUUCAGGGCUGGGAAUGGCUGCACCACUUUUAAAGUCUUUUAUGCAGGUUGGCAGCAGAUUUGGAGAGAGCACAUUAAGGUUGGGAUCAAUUUUAACCGAUGGACAAGGCAGAUUUGGGGACAUAUUGCCUGCACAGGCUGCAGGGCUUCUCUCAUCAUUCACAGUGGCCAGAUCAGAUUCUUAAAGCGCAUUCCGCAAGCAGUAGUACUUCAUUGACCUGAUCUUCGGAACUCUUCAUCCGUCUGGAGUCUUCCCUUGGCAUUUGUGACUAGUGCGAACCCAUGAGCUUGUGUGUACUGUGUAGCUGCUCGGCGCUGCAAUUACCGGACUUUUAUAGAGAGCAACGUAGGGGAUCAAAACAAUUGUGGUAAUGGCUUAUAUUCCUUAUUUACUUUGUUGUUUGUGAAGAUACAGACAUUUCACUUAAAAGGGUAAAUACUCCAUAGGGAACCCAUUCAUAAGUACAACAGUGCCCCUUAUAAUUUGGGGCCGGAAGAGGGCAUAACUCAUAGCUUUUGCAUAAUUGAUAUUGGUGAUUAUUGGGUUUAGAGAAAAUACUUCCAUAGUCCACCAACUCUAUCCAGUUGCAUAUUCAGGAUUUUAGGUGAGGAGGGCAAGGGCAAGACUUGUUUUUGGG